This is a messenger RNA of Onthophagus taurus, 4085 nucleotides long. RefSeq names its product tetratricopeptide repeat protein 14 homolog. Gene Ontology annotation, molecular function: protein binding. Lineage: Eukaryota; Metazoa; Arthropoda; Insecta; Coleoptera; Scarabaeidae. The record is from RefSeq and is a predicted model, not a curated record.
UAUCUUAUAAGUUGGGUUUGACGAAAUAUUAUCAUUUAUUGCAGCAAUCGCGUUCGAAAUACUAUUAAUUUUGUUUAGUUUGCCGGAAAUAAAACCGAAAAAAAAAUUGUAUUGAUUUAGUAAAACGACGCCAUUUUGAAUUGCGUGAUGUACGUCGGCUUUUAUGAUUUCCGCUUGAAAAAUUCGUUGUUUUCACCGUUUCAUUGGAUACGGACAUUAUUUACAAAAUCUGUUAAACGUAUUCGGUGCUCGCAUUUAGCUGAGUGCUCGUGGCUAUGGAGCCCCUUAACCCCAAUUUACUGACACAGACGCUGAACUUCCACGGCCAGCAGAUGCAGAAGCUGUGGGAGUCGGAACGCGGCGAACAGGAUCUUGUCAAAAACAGCAUUCGAGACCUCAAUUACGACGUUUAUAAUAAACGCAACAAGCACUUGUCCUUCCAGGAUAGAGGAAAAAGGCUCAAACUUCAACAGUUUAUCGUCAGAAAGGCGAAUGUUAUCUUUUCACCUGAGAAUACAGCUGAAAAAAAUAAACCUCCCACUGAGGAAUCUGUUAUUACGGAAGAUAUGUAUGCCAUUAUGCCUCCUUUGGAAACUUAUUUAACUGCCGAUAAACAAGCUCGACUUAAAUAUUUUUUUGAGAAUGUAAAAAUUGGAGAUUUAAUUUUGGGAACAAUAAUGAGCAAGACUCAAUCAGGGAUGAUGUUGAAGGUACUUUGCACUACAGGAAUAGGAGCAACUGUAUAUUAUGUCCAUGAUAUAAAUGUAAAGGCAUUUUGUCCUGUUGCCAAUAUAAUACCAGCAGUUGAUCGUAAAGGCGUCAGUAGAAGUUACAUGAUGAACGAUUCAGUUUGUUGUGAGGUUCUUGAAGUUAUUCCUGACACUGAUAAAAUGGUCUGCGGUAUGAAGGGCACCACACGUGAACCUAACGAUCCGCCACACCGUCCCGCAUUGGGAUUGGUUAGUGCUGAUGAUUUUCCAUUGGUUUACAAGAAAGCUUUGGAUCACAAGAAUGACAAUUACGAAAGUGUACUGGAGAAGAGUGUUGGUUUCAACAAUCCCAACAAUAUUUCUUAUUUGGCUUCACAAAUGGGCAUUGAUACUCAUCAAAGUCUUAUGGAUGGGUUAAGAGGAAGAUUUCCUGAACCAGAAUACGCAUCAGAAUUACGUCAACAACAAGCUAGUAAAUGGGCAUACAGCAACGUUGCAGAUGGAAUUGAUCAUUUCAAAGCUGGACGACACACCGAAGCUUUUCAAUGCUUAAACAAAGCUUUAAAUAUAGACCCAAAAAAUGUUGAAGGUUUAGUGGCUAGAGGAGCUUUAUUUGCAAACAGCGGUAAUUUUCAAAAAGCAAUUGAAGACUUUGAAACCGCUUUAAAAUUAAAUCCGAAUCACGCAAAUGCUAGAAAAUAUAUGGGCGAAACAUUAGUUGCUUUGGGCCGUAGUUAUGAGGAAGAAAAUAAAAUAGAAGAUGCUAGAAAAGCUUAUCAAAGUUGUUUAGCGAUAAUUCCAUUUCAUGAGGAAGCGCAAAAUUCGUUGGAAUUUUUGAAAAGUAAAAGCCAAACCAAGAAUUUAAUUGAACCAAAUGAGUUGUUAUUACCUAAUUUGGCAGCGGGGGGUGUUUCAAAACAACCAGAUGUUCAUGAUACAUUAAAACAACUAUUAAAAGGCGAAGAAGAAGAGAAAAAAGAUAAGAAAAAAAAGAAGAAAAGUAAGAAAAAGAAAAAUCGUAGACGAUCAAGUUCGACUUCAAGUUCUUCCUCUUCUGGGAGCAAUGAGAGUUCGAGUAGUUCAUCAUCAAGCAGUUCAGAUUCAAGCUCCACAUCUGGUGGUUCUGACUUUAAAAAGCACAAAAAACGUCGUUCUCAAUCGCAUAGAAGAGAAAAACAAAGCUCUUUAUCACCCCUAAGCAAAAGAAUGGCUCUCAUGGAUCCAAGUCACGAAGCUCCAAUGAACUACCAAUUCAAUAAACCAGCUGCUUCAAAUUCGUUCGAUUUUUCGUUUGAACAACCAGAACAACCGAAAGCUCCACCAGAACCUGAUGACUAUGAGCAUAAAGUUCGUGCAUUUUUAGAUCAGACGAAAGGCGAUUCUGAUUAUGAGGAUAAGGUAAGGAAAUUUUUAGAGGAGAGCACCAAAUGGAAGAAAGAAAAACGUGGCGAAGAAAAAAAGAAAAAGAAGAAGAAGGACAGGAAAUCCAAAAAGGAAAACAAGAAAAAGAGGAAGAAGGAGAAGCGUCGUAAGCAAUUCGAUUUAAGUGAAUAUGAACUUAGAGAUGCUCUUAAAAAAGAAUUGGGAAUUAAGGAUAAAGAAAAAAAGAGUAAAAAACAUGGAUUAAAUUCAGAUGAUGAAGAAUAUUUGUUACAUAAAGUUACAGCAAGUAAGAAAUUUUUGGAAAGUCUUCCUGAUUUAGAAGAACUUGAAUCGAAAUUAUCUGCAUAUUACGCUCUCGAAAAAGAAUCUAAAAGGAGUGAACUUAGUGAUAGUCCGAAACGCCUAAUGGACUCUCCCUCUCCAACUAGGGAACAAAAAGCUCGACAAGCGGUUGCGGAAGCUUCCGCCGCUAGUGGCGUUCCAAAAUGGAAGAUGCAAAUUGGUCAGGCGACGGCUGGUAGUUCUCGUUUCAAGAAGAAACCGGAACGCGAAGAUUGGCAUGAUGACUCUGAAAAACAACAACGUUUAAGCAAGAAUGGUGAGCUUGAUAUGGGUGGGUCAUCAAAGAAGAUUGCCCCGGUUCCUCCACCAAUGUCUGAUGAAAAAAUGGGCGGUUUACGCAAACCCAUGUCUAUGAAGGAUACAGUGUCAAAGAAGACGGAAUCGGAGCUUUUGAAAAAAUUGAGGCCAGCUCCUCCGGGUCCCCCUAAACCAGUUAUACCGCCAGGACAGGUGGUUUUGGACAAGUUUGGAAAUUUCAGGCUUAUGACACCACCGAAGGAGAUGAGCAGAGGUUCGGAACCUGACUUACCACCUUUACCAGCUGGUGCACCACCUAAAGGGUCAUUUGCAGGUCGUAAACCUCCAGAACCACCAGGUAGACCACGUUCCAUGUCAAAAUCACGAAGCCGCUCUCGUUCUAAACCUCGUUACACCCGCUCAAGAUCUUCAAGUCAAUCUCGCUCAAGAUCUCGCAGUUAUCGUAGUCGUUCUAGAUCGUAUUACAGCCGAUCUCGGUCACGUUCCGGAUCUUAUUAUUCCAGGAGUAGAUCCCGUUCUCGCAGUUAUUCCGGGGAACGUCGUCGUUAUAAUAGGCCUCGAGGAGGUUUUCGUGGGCGUUACAACGAUCGAGGAACUUAUUACAAACCGAGAUUCCAAAAUCCGCGUCAAAAUUAUCAAAGGGGUGGUCGUGGAAAUUACCGUGAUUACAGGAAUGAUAGGGAUUAUAGGGGUGGACGAGGUGGUGGUAGACCAUAUUAUAAUCCACGUGGUGGGAGGAGGCCGCGUGGUGGAAGAUUCCGAGGUGGUGGGGGUUAUCGUGAUUACAGGGAUAGAAGAUAUGAUAGGAGUAGGUCAAGGGAUAGAAGUAGGUCGUUUAGCGGAAGCAGAGAUAGGGAUUCUGUGGAACCACCAAAGAAAAUUCAUGAUGCUGAUAAGGAUAAGAUUAAUAAGUAUGCUGAUGGUGAUGGGGAACCAAUUAGGCAUGAAGGACCGUUGUCUGAAGGUGAGGAUAGAGAUGAUUAUACUACGGAGAAGUUUGUGGAUAGAGAGGCCUAUGAUGGGAAGUGGGCUGAGAAGGAUGAUUCUGGAAGAGGUGAUGGCGAUGAUGGUAGGGAUGAUGGUGGAAAAGACAUUCCUUCAGAAACGAAUAUUGAGGAGAUGGAUAAAUUUUUAACUAAGGUAAAGAAGGAUAAGAAGGAAGAGAUGAUGGAAAGAAACAAGGAUUUUUUAAAGAAUAAGGAAUAACUUUAAUGGCCAAUUUUACGUUCUUAGGUGUAGUUUUAUGAUUAUUGUUGAUUGAUUGUAAAAUAAUAAUUGGAGUUUGAAAAAGAUACAUUUCCAGAUUAUCACAAUUUGUAGUGUGGCUUUUUUGUUUUACACUGUAUUCGAUUGUAGUUCAACAAAAAAAAAUAAAGGGUAGUGUAUAAAAUA